Zea mays is the source of this 1512-nucleotide messenger RNA. RefSeq lists its product as uncharacterized. The record is from RefSeq and is a predicted model, not a curated record. The transcript has 3 exons. Gene Ontology annotation, biological process: regulation of DNA-templated transcription. Lineage: Eukaryota; Viridiplantae; Streptophyta; Magnoliopsida; Poales; Poaceae. Gene Ontology annotation, molecular function: sequence-specific DNA binding; DNA-binding transcription factor activity. The coding region runs from base 194 to 1279 and encodes 361 amino acids.
GAGAAACAAAACAUAGCAGCAGCGGUGGCGGUCAACGGUUGAAGCUAGCUGCACAUCGACCUCACACUAGAUAGUCGUCGUUAAUUAGCCAAGCCAAUUAACAAAGACUAGCUCCUUGUCGAUCGACGGGCACACAGUUCAGAACAGCCGGUCGCCGGAGGUGUGGAGGAGGAUCUCGGAAUCGGAUCGAGCGAUGGCGGCGCUAGCAGGGCGGGGGGAGGAGCUCCUGGAGCAGCUCCGGGCGCUACUGUUCUUACCUGCUGCUUCCUCGGCGACACCGGCAGCUAAUAAGGUGGAGUCCGCCGCCGUCGGACCAGGUGGUGGUGCUGUUGCUGCUCCGUCGUCGUGCGGACGACGGCGCCGACGACAGGGCCAGGAGGGCGGCAAGAGAGACCGGGACGACGAUGGCGUCAGGGAUGGCGAGCAUGCAGCUGAUGAUGAUGGUGCACGGCCUCAGCAUCCUCCUCCUCCCCGCUGCUGCAAAAGAAGGAAGAAGAAGAAGCAAGAGAGCAAGUCGACUGUGACGUCAGUGCUCGACUUCGAUGGGUACCGGUGGAGGAAGUACGGGCAGAAGCAGAUCGAAGGUGCCAUGUACCCGAGGAGUUACUACAGGUGCAUACGGAGCGCGGAGCAGGGCUGCCCGGCCAAACGGACGGUGCAACGCAACGACGACCACGGCGGCGGCGCCGCUGUCGCCCCAGAGUACACGGUGGUGUACAUGGCGGAGCACACCUGCACUGCCGAUGAUGACUACCUGCAAGCGGCGCCGGUCAUCCUUGACACCGCCACUGUCGUCGUCCCAUCCGCUGCUGCUGCUGCUGCUAGCAGCGCCGGCGCCACCGCUAAUGAGGGACGACGACGACCUCAAGAUGAUAACGACAGUACCUACACCGAUAUCAGCAUCGUCAUUCCGACUACGUCAGCUGGCUCUUGUUCUACCACCAGUACCACCAUCACCACCGGCACUGAAUCUCGGGCGACCUCGAGCGACGACGUCACCUGCUGGAGUAGCAGCAGCGGCACCAGCAGCGAUUAUAAUAGGGCCCAUUAUAAUAAUAAAACCGAUGACUUCUACUACGGCGGGUUGUUCGCCGCCGCUGCCCAUGACGGCGGCGGCUGGACCAUCGGACCGGCAGACGACUCGGCGUCGUUGCAGGAGAUCUGGGACUUGACCGGACCGAUCCGGUCACCGGUGCACGUCCCCGCGCUUGGUUGGAAUUGGAACAUGGACCAGCAGCUCCUACUGCAGCUCGUUAAUGAGCCUGGCUGCCAUUUCUGAUCUCCGGUUUGUCUUUGUGGCUCAGUAGCUCGUUGAUGGAUCGGACGUACAGUUUCACUGUUCAGUGAUAUAAAAUCAAUGACGACAAAAAUAUAGCUUUUAAGUUUCUUUUACAAUUUACUCCAAAUAAUAUUGUAUGCAUAUAUAUACUCUUGUUUAUUUGUCUUGUUGUAAAUACUGUAUGCAUAUAUAUACUCUUGUUUAUUUAAGUUUCUUUUACAAUUUACUCCAAA